This is a messenger RNA of Misgurnus anguillicaudatus (oriental weatherfish), 1939 nucleotides long. RefSeq names its product LHFPL tetraspan subfamily member 3 (gene lhfpl3). NCBI's taxonomy places the organism in Eukaryota, Metazoa, Chordata, Actinopteri, Cypriniformes, Cobitidae. Gene Ontology annotation, cellular component: plasma membrane. Gene Ontology annotation, biological process: sensory perception of sound. The record is from RefSeq and is a predicted model, not a curated record.
CAUAGAGAAUAUUCGGGUGUGCCAGAAAUCUGCGCUCUCCAUCCCUGCGAUCAACGCAAGGCAUGAAUCUCAUCCCAGCGUUUAUUCAUUCUGUCGACAUCGCCGUGCACAUAUGUAACGCAUCUUGUUGAGAUGCGCGUGCGGGAUUAAAUCGGAUGGAGUGCGCAGUUAAGACAAUAACCGAGAGGAGAGAGAUAUUUGCGUAUUGCAUCUGUCCGUGGAUGUGAAUCUGGGAGGAAUGGACACGCAAAACACGAUGCAGUCCAGGUGUCGUCAUCUCAAUGUCAGGGAUUUCUUUUGAUCGCCUAAAAUCCUUUAGAUCUCAUAAUAACCUCGUGGAAACAGCCGUCUGGACUGUAUAAGGUAGAUGUGUUUAUUUAUGAUAUAUAAAUGCAUUCAGUCUCAUAAGGUUUGGUUAAUCACAAAUACUAACCUGCUAACCCUUCGAUGAUUCAUUUAAUCGGGUGAUCAUUAAGUAUUCAUAGUGACAUUACCUUUAGGAUUUGUGUUUCUGAUGCAUUGGAGUGGGUUUUGGACAUAUGAGCUGUGUCUUCACAUGAGCUGAGUAAUUAUUUUGCUGUCACCAAGUGUGAUUAUUCACCUUAAUAAGAUUGGUGGGAUGAAUGAUGCGGAUGCAUAGUGACUGAAUCAAAGGAGAACUGGAAGAGAACAUCAUUGGAGUCACCGACAUAUUCCCUCAUCCACGCUGAACGAAUCACUGUGACAUCUGGCACUGAAAUUGCUUAGUCUGUCAAGACAUCUGUGAGCUGGUCUGUCUGUGGUUAAGUUUACGUGCCCCCUCCCGGCAACACCUAGAGAGGACUUGAGUCCAAACUGAAUCCAAAUAGGUCCAGCUUGAAUCCACAAAGGUUGUAUCUGAAUCCAUAGUGGACAUAUUCCAGAUUGAAUUGGGAAGUUUGAGUCCAAGCUUGCUUCAUUGAGUUCAUAACCUAUCUAUGAUUCCUGGGGCACCUGCAACAAUGCUCCCAGCCACGGAGGCAGCCAAGAUCUACCAGACCAACUACGUGAGGAAUUCUCGCGCUAUUGGGGUCUUGUGGGCCAUCUUUACCAUCCUCUUCGCCAUUGUCAAUGUGGUAUGUUUCGUUCAGCCCUACUGGAUCGGGGACGGCGUGGACACGCCGCAGGCCGGCUAUUUUGGCCUCUUUCACUACUGCAUAGGGAGCGGAACGUCCCGGGACCUGAAGUGCCAGGGAAGCUUCACCGAGUUCAGCUCCAUCCCAUCAGGAGCCUUCAAAGCAGCGUCGUUCUUCAUCGGGAUGUCCAUGGUGCUGGUGCUGUCCUGCAUCGGCUGCUUCGCCCUCUUCUUCUUCUGCAGCACAGCCACUGUGUAUAAGAUCUGUGGGUGGAUGCAGCUGGCAGCAGGUACAUGUCUGGUGCUGGGCUGUAUGAUAUAUCCUGAUGGCUGGGAUGCGGAUGAGGUAAAGCGGAUGUGCGGAGAAGAAACCGAUAAAUACACCAUCGGAGCUUGCUCAGUACGCUGGGCAUACAUCCUGGCCAUUAUGGGAAUCAUGGACGCGCUCAUUCUGUCGUUCCUGGCCUUCGUGUUAGGAAACAGGCAGGAUGGCCUAAUGUCCGAGGAGCUGUUGGGAGACAAGACUGGAAAUGCAUAGGUGGAAGACGCAAACAGAUGAGCGUGUUUGCCUCGUUGAAGGAAAAUCAUUAUGUGAAGUCACAAUUCAGCUUUACCCAUCAUCCUGAGGGCGGGAAGCCUGACUGCAGCAGUUUGGAAAACGUUUGAGCAAAUGACGAAAACGCGGUGAUGGGUGUCCAGAACACUCACUGCUUUUCUGUACAUAUAUAUCUACUUUUCACUGUACUCCUUGGAAAUGCUUUUUAACAAAUCCCUAGUUUGAUUUAUCGUGUUCUGUGCCACUAAUAUGAUAGGGCAGCUAAUGCACCAUUAAGAAACCAAAUUUUU